Messenger RNA from Penicillium atrosanguineum, 1053 nucleotides. RefSeq names its product DMT family transporter. The record is from RefSeq and is a predicted model, not a curated record. The transcript has 3 exons. NCBI's taxonomy places the organism in Eukaryota, Fungi, Ascomycota, Eurotiomycetes, Eurotiales, Aspergillaceae. Gene Ontology annotation, biological process: regulation of peptide transport. Gene Ontology annotation, cellular component: membrane. The coding region runs from base 1 to 1053 and encodes 350 amino acids.
AUGCCCCUCAUUACCAUUCUUAUCAGCCGCACAUGGGCCCUCUGGCGCACCAAUGGUAUCUCCCGCGUGACCUCCUUCUGGAGCCUGCUGCAUCAUUUGGACUCGGAUGAUCCGAAACGUGGCGAGGAGCGCGAGUAUCUGCGUACUGGGUCCUUGGACUAUGAAUCUGGUGGUGAUGAGCAGGAUCUGGGACUGAAGGCAGAUGAAGGAAAGCUGGGGUUGAAGGCGACGGCUAAGCUGAGUUUCCAGUUCUGUUUGCUUUGGGCGAACUACUUUGCUAUGGGAUGUCUGCAAUUCACGACUGUGGGAAGCACGACCAUCUUGACAUCCACUAGCGGAGUCUGGACCCUAAUCUUCGGAGCCGUAAUCGGCGUCGAGAAAUUUACCGUCCGCAAAUUCCUCGGCGUGGUCGCAUCCCUGAUUGGUAUCAUCCUGAUCUCGCGCGUGGACCUCACCAAACCAGAGGAUGCCAACGCAACCGCAGAUGGCAGCCAAGGCUCAUUCCCGCACAAGUCGACCGCGGAGAUGGCGCUCGGGGACGCCAUGGCUGCGUUUAGCUCAAUCAUGUACGGCGUGUACACGAUCGUCAUGAAGAAGCAGGUUGGUGACGAGUCGAAGGUGAACAUGCCAUUAUUCUUUGGUCUUGUCGGCUUCUUUAACCUCGUGAUGCUAUGGCCUGGGUUCUUCAUUCUGCACUGGACUGGUGUGGAACAAUUCUCGCUUCCGGAUACGAAGCGGGUUUGGACGAUUAUCCUGGUUAAUGCCGUUUCCUCGUUCGUCUCUGAUAUAGCAUGGGCGUACGCUAUGCUCCUGACCACUCCACUCGUCGUGACCGUCGGCCUUAGCCUGACUAUCCCAUUGUCUUUGGUCGGGCAGAUCGUGCUUCAAUCACAAUAUGCCAGUCCAGUCUAUUGGGUCGGCGCUGCUAUUGUUUUCCUGUCUUUCUUGGUUGUCAACCACGAAAGCAAGAUCAUAGAGGAUGAGGCCUCGGCUGAGAUAGCCCGGCCGUCCUCUGGGGAGUAUGAAAGCAUUCCUCGCGAUGAAGAUAGGUAG